Messenger RNA from Effrenium voratum, 243 nucleotides. NCBI's taxonomy places the organism in Eukaryota, Dinophyceae, Suessiales, Symbiodiniaceae. The record is from the annotation of a GenBank genome assembly.
AUGACGUUCGUGGCAGAGGUGAAGACGCAGUGUGGGGCCAUGGAUGCCCAGUACGAGGAGCGCACCAAGACGCGGGCGGAGGAGACCGAGGCCAUCUCCAAGGCCGUGGAGAUUCUGGAUGCAGAGGAGGCUCACGCCAGCUUCGCCAAGAGCUUCUCCUUCCUCCAGGAGAGUCACAAAUCUCCUCCCGCACUCUGCGCGCGGCCUCCCGCUUGGCCAAGGCCAAGGAUCCUCGCCUGGUGA